CGCGCACUUGGUCCCUUCCACGAUGGCGGCGUUGGCGGUCCUGGCCCGGGCCGGGCAGGCCAGGCGUGCAGUGUGCGGCCCAGGUAGAAGAUGCUUACUCUCUGCAGCUUAUGUGGACAGCCAAAAAUGGGAGGCUAGAGAAAAGGAGCAUUGUGACAUGGCAGAGCUGAUUGGCCUGAUGGAGAGGACAUACGAAAAGAAGCUUCCCGUCAGUUCUCUGACCAUAUCCAGGGUUGUGGACAACAUUUCCUCCCGAGAAGAGAUAGACCACGCCGAGUAUUACCUUUACAGAUUUCGGCACAGUCCCAACUGCUGGUACCUCAGGGACUGGACGAUUCACAGCUGGAUCCGGCAGUGCCUCAAGUACAACGCCCAGGACAAAGCCCUGUAUACCCUCGUCAACAAGAUUCAAUAUGGAAUUUUCCCAGAUAACUUUACAUUCAAUUUGCUCAUGGAUUCUUUUAUAAAGAAGGAAAACUAUGAAGGUGCUUUGGCCGUGGUUAACGAAGUCAUGCAGCAGGAGGAAUUCGAUGUGGUGUCCACCCAACUUCUGUCCCUCUACAUCCUGUACAAGUGUCUGUCAGAGAGGUCGGAGCUCAAGUGGGAAGAGGAGAGAAACUUUGGUGCCUCCCUGCUGCUCCCUGGCCUGAAGCAGGAGAACACGGUGGGCUGGAGUUCCCGACUGUAUGGCUACGCCCUGCUGGGGAAGGUGGAGCUGCAGCGGGGGCUACGGGCCGUGUACCACGACAUGCCGCUGCUCUGGACCCCCGGAUACCUGGCCCGGGCCCUGCAGGUGAUGGAGGAGGCAGCCGCCCACCCUGGGGACGUGAAGCUCUGCAAAGAAGCGCUGGAUGUCUUGGAGGCGGUGCUGCAGGCUCCCCCUACUCCCCAAGCCGCCGAGCCCACCGCUGAUCCUGCCCAAGAGUCAGAGGAGGCCCAGGGAUUGGGACAGCUCCCGGAGAUACUGGACACCGAGGAAACAGAGCUGCUCAAGCUGCCCGGAUACCUGGAACGAUACAAGGCGUCGCUGGGGAAGCUGCAGUCGCUGGGCCGGGUGGAGACGGACGGGCUGCUGGCCCUGACCGCGCGGCUGGUCGAGGAGAAGCUUCCGGCGUGCGAGGCCGAGGACGUGGCGCGGUACGAGCAGAAGCUGCAGGAGUGGGAGCGGGAGCGGCUGCACCUCAUCCAGAGGGAGGCGGAGACCAAAGAGAUCGCGCGCCGUGAGCAAGAGGCCAGGAGGGCCGCCAGGGAAGCGGCCAAGACCUCGGUUUAGUGGGGCCCGUCCCCGGGGGCCACGGGAGGAACCUGGCUGGGCAGCCCCCGCCCCCCCCCCCCGCCCCCGUGCCCUUCCACCGCCCCCAAACCUUCUGUCGGAUGCUGUUGGAAUGGUGGCGGCCUGCUGGGGGAGUUGUGACUGAUGGGGCAGUUUGAGCAGUCCCCUCCUCUUGGGCUCCUGGAGCCUGGGGGUUCGGGUCAGAGUGACACCCUGGCUGGGGUCGGGCAGGGCGAGGCCGGCCUGCGGCCGCAAGAUUAACAAUAAAGCCAGGGGAAUGGCUCACUUGGACUCUGAGCCCAAAGGUGGGCUUUGACUCCGUAUGGUAGUCCGGUCGGACACAUUCGGCCGGAGACGCCCACCGGGCCUCCGAGACUCCGGGUCGACCCUCGGCGCUGCCCCGGCCGUCCAGGUGAGGAGUGGGAGAAAAGGUUUGUGGGGAAGGAACUGGCCCCUCCUGCCCCUGCCUUCCCCUCCCAUGCCCCCCGCCCUGCCAUCUGUCAGUAACGUGUUCUGGAAACGUGGAGCCGGGCGCCAGGAAUCUUUUGGGGUUCCUAGGAGAGGCAAGUAGUGGGGAAGCUGUAUCGGAUCCCAAGAUCGUUGUGUGACGGUCCCCUCUGCCAGGGCGGGGUCCCACCCCCGAUUCCCACCAUCCCAUCACCCGGGUCUCACCCGAGCGGGUGGGUGUGCCGGGGGUGGAAGAGGGUGUGCAUGAACCACACAAUAAAGAUUUGGAGUUUGCCGCUGCCA
Ornithorhynchus anatinus (platypus) is the source of this 2023-nucleotide messenger RNA. RefSeq names its product mitochondrial ribosomal protein S27 (gene MRPS27). NCBI's taxonomy places the organism in Eukaryota, Metazoa, Chordata, Mammalia, Monotremata, Ornithorhynchidae. The transcript is spliced from 11 exons. The record is from RefSeq and is a predicted model, not a curated record. Gene Ontology annotation, cellular component: mitochondrion. Gene Ontology annotation, molecular function: protein binding. The coding region runs from base 23 to 1273 and encodes 416 amino acids.